This is a messenger RNA of Styela clava, 3385 nucleotides long. The record is from RefSeq and is a predicted model, not a curated record. NCBI's taxonomy places the organism in Eukaryota, Metazoa, Chordata, Ascidiacea, Stolidobranchia, Styelidae.
UCAGUAAAUUGGUAAUUAAUUAUAAAGACAAUGUGGGUUAAACCACACGAGGUUCUUCUUGCAAAUGCGCUGUGGGUGACGGAACGAGCGAAUCUAUACUUUAUACUUCAGCGAAGAAAAGGACAUGGAGAUCAUGGUCUUGGUUCCAUACUUGUUAAUACCCUGGAUACAGUAUUGGAUUCUAGUGCUAAAAUAUCACCAUACAGAAUUCUGCAUCAAACUUCAAACUCUGAAAUUAGUUACAACAUUGCUUCAGGCACAUCAAAGAAAGAAAUAUUUUUGAACUGGGAAUGGCUAGAACUAAACAUGAUGAAGACAUUGAGUUCAUUUGAGAGUGAAGAUGACGUCACUGAAUUUGUGAUGGGAAAGAUUGAAAGCCUUGCUGCCACUGAAGGUCAAAAGAAGCAUGUGAAUGAAAACAGUAAAAAGUUUAAAGAAGCCACAAUGAAGUUCAGACAUUUAUUUGGAAUGCCCGAAGAAGAAAAACUUGUCAAUUAUUAUUCCUGUAGUUAUUGGAAAGGAAAAGUACCACGGCAAGGAUGGAUGUAUCUUAGUGUGAAUCAUUUAUGUUUUUAUUCUUUUCUACUGGGAAAAGAAGCAAAAUUAAUAAUAAGAUGGGUUGAUGUGACUGAAUUAAAGAAAACCAGUACCAUGCUCGUUCCAGAAAGUGUCUGUGUUCUCGUUCGUGAACAAUCCUACAAUUUUUCUGUAUUUGUGAAUAUAACGGAGACGCACAGAUUAAUGGUUCAGCUUGCAAACAUAGCAGUUCGUCAACUUCUUGAUAGAGAAGGAUUUGAAGAAGAUCAAUCUAUCGCUGAAAGAGCUGCUUCUAAUAAUAAAGGAAAGAAUAAAAAACGAAAGAAGACAUCAACUCUCAAGCGAGAUCUUGAUGCACGAGAAAGAAGUGAAAAAUAUCGAAUCUCGUUCAGACUUCCUAAGACUGAGAAAUUGGACGGUCAUAUACAGUGCACUGUAUGGGUACCGUAUGACAAACGUCAUGUGUGGGGAAAACUAUAUCUUUCUCAAAAUUUUGUUUGUUUCAGCGGCCAAGUCAAUGAUCCAGUACAAAUUGUCAUACCAAUGAGAGAAAUAACUGUUGUUGAAAAGGCAGAUAGUUCCAACAUAUUGCCUAACCCUAUUUCCAUCACUACAAGAUGCAAAAUAACAUUUCUGUUUGGUCAUGUUCGAGAUCGGGAAUAUCUUGUUCAGCUUAUAUCAGAUUUUUUGUCCAAAACACAACAUCAUAAAUAUUCAAACAAACGACGAUCAGAUUCACCAGGACGUUUGAAGAGUAACAGUUCCUUGUCUCCUAUAACACCAACACCUUCUGAUGGAUCUCAUAAUUCAAGCAGAAAUUCAUCGAAUGAUGACAAUAAUGAUCAAUCAUUAGAUAAAGAUGCAAAUGGUAACAAAGGUGCAGGUGUUGAUUUGGAACCAGCGUUGGCAACAGUGUUUUGCAGGAGGAAUUCAGAAGAAAUCGAUCCCAAAGAAUUAAUGAAAGAAAAUUUAUGGUCAAUUCAUUAUCAAGAAUAUGGCCGAGGUGUUUGCAUGUACAGGACUAAUAAAACAAGAGAACUCGUUAUGAAGGGAAUUCCUGAUUCAAUACGAGGUGAAAUAUGGAUGAUUUACUCAGGUGCAAUCAACGAAAUGGCAAGCCAUGAAGGAUACUAUGAAUCACUACUGGAAAAAUGUAUGGGAAAAUGUAGCAUCGCUACAGAUGAAAUAGAACGUGAUUUACAUAGGUCUUUACCAGAACAUCCAGCAUUCCAAUCAUCUCGUGGUAUCGAUGCAUUGAGAAGGGUUCUCACCUCUUAUGCUUUUAGGAAUCCUAGUAUUGGAUAUUGUCAGGCAAUGAACAUCGUCACAUCUGUAAUGCUUUUAUAUACAACUGAAGAACAAGCAUUUUGGUUGUUGGUCUCUUUGUGUGAAAGAUUGUUGCCAGAUUAUUAUAAUACUAGAGUUGUUGGAGCGUUGGUUGAUCAGGGAGUUUUCGAAGAUCUCACGAGAGAAUAUUUGCCAAAAAUACAUGGCCAACUUCAAAAUCUCGGGGUUGUGGCAACAAUUUCUUUGUCCUGGUUUUUAACACUGUUUAUUUGUGCAAUGCCGUUCAAUGCAGCUGUGAAAGUUGUCGAUUGUUUCUUCUAUGAUGGAGCUCCUGUUAUUUUUCAAAUUGCUCUGAGAGUCUUAGAAGCUAAUAUGGACCAGUUAAUGAAAUGCAAUGAUGAUGGUGAAGCAAUGACAGUUUUAUCAAGAUAUUUAGAUAAUAUAAAAAACAGAGAUGCAAAGGAUCCAUUUUCACAUCAUACGUCAUACAUGGGUGGAAGUGCACCAUCUACACCUGCACCACCGAUAGACAUUGCUGAAUUAAUUACUGAAGCUUACACAAAUUUCAGUCAAAUAACUGAAACUAUGAUCGAGAAAAUGAGGUUCGAUCAGAGGUUAAAGGUUGUUCGCAAACUUGAAGAUACAACAACCAGAACCAUAGUACGAGGUGUGCAAUCUGAAUGCAAAUUUGAAUAUGAUGAAUUGGAGAACUUAUUCCUCCUAUUUAAGGAAGAACAUAUAGCAAAAACAUACUGGGGAGGGAACACAGAUAAUACAUCAACAGCAACUGAAGAUCCCACAAAACCUUCAUAUGAACAAUAUUAUGCUGAUAAAAAUGGAUUCAGAUAUAUGUUUUCAAACUUAUGUCCAUGGAGUUUUGGAUCGCAUGCAAUAAGAAUUGCUGAUCAAGUAUUCAGAUUGUAUGAAAAUAGCAAAGACAGCGUUGUCAGUUUCAGGGAUUUCGCUGUCACUCUUGGAAUCAUGUACAGAGGAGAUCUGCAAGAGAAGUUGAAUUUGUUAUACAGAUUACAUCUCCCUCCAGCAUUACCUAACGUACUUGAAAUUGACAGCGCAGAAAUUGGUGUUGAAGCUACGCAGUUCUUUGAAACAAGCCAAGAUACUGAGGAGCUGAAACUGCAUGGGAAAGGGGAAGAGGAGGAAUUAAAUGAAGCACAGAAAAAUUUUCUUGAGGUUAUUGAGAGUGUUGCUGAAAUUUCAGUUGAUAAUGAGUUCAUGAUGACAACUGCUGUUCAGGAUCAUUUCUCAGAAGAUAAAAAUGGAAACACUGAAAAUUCAACUGCAGAAAGUCAACAAAUUUCAGCUAUGCCGUCAAAAAAAAGGUAAUGAAGACGGUGAUGCUGGUUCGACUUCUGCAGGGAAAUCUGGAGAUGAUCCUGAAAAAGUUAUCAAGCCUACUUCAUUCCCUGAACCUCUUGUUACUAAUAAACCAUCAGACAAAUCAAAACCAGAAGUGAAAGAUUAUAAAUAUUACUUGGCAUUGUAUCAAGAAGACAAGAAGAAAAAAUCAUUGUUUAAUAGGGAUCUUGCUCCAAUGAAUCAG